UUACAACGACUGAUGAUAUUAGUUUGGUUAUUAUCUAUGCUCUAAAUCAACAUGUCGCUUAUCCAAAAUCCACGAGUUGAAUGCGGAGAAAUUCUGCAGAACCGCAAUGGGCAGUACUUUUUUGUGUGCUCCACAUGCAAACUGGAAUUCGUGACAUUGUCAAGCUUUCUGAGUCAUCAAAAUGAUGGACAUGAGGACAAUGAAUUGCGAAAUCAAUCAAAUGAUUUGACCGUGCCGUUCACAAAGAAGAGGCCUAAAAUGCAAUCAGAUGAUCUGACCGUUUCGGUCUCGAAACAAACAGACGAGAAGAUCAGGGCUGGAUUGCGUACAGCUUCUCAAUGCGAACCUCGACGAACCAUAUUAAUUUCGCCGAGGCCGGAAAAGACGACCAGAAAGAUUGGUUUCGCACCUUCGUUCGGCAACAAUGGAACAUCAUCCGGCGGUGGUCGCAAAAUAUCGUUCAAAUCCUCAGCUAAUCGAGUGCGAGCAAUCGAGCAGGAUUCCGGAAAAUACAGAUGUAAAAAUUGCUGUGCAACAUUCAGUACAAUGGUCAAUUUGGAUUCUCACGAGUUGGUGUGCAUGAUGUUGCCGAUGAGAUUCUGUUGUGACCGCUGUAACAAACCGUUCGACGAUAAAAUUCGACUACAGAUACACAAGAGACUGUGCAAUUGAUCCUAAUUAUCCAUCCAUUUUCAAAUAUCUACCUGCAUUGGAAGGUAGUAUAUCCACCAAAACGCAAAACAAAAUGAAUUAUUGACUAAAUGAAACUAUUAAUAAGUGAAUUGAAUUGACUUGGGACGACCAUGUGUACAAAAAUUCUCUUCACUCAAUUUCUCUCGAUUUUUUUUAUUGGUCACUUUCGAAAAAUGGUCUGCCCAGAUGUCUACCCGUAUUGAGGGUACAUUUAUAGGAAAACUAUAAUUAUUGAAUAAAAUGAAUAGUGAAUUACACACUGUCGAUUUUAAUCUCA
Messenger RNA from Bradysia coprophila, 970 nucleotides. RefSeq lists its product as uncharacterized. The record is from RefSeq and is a predicted model, not a curated record. Lineage: Eukaryota; Metazoa; Arthropoda; Insecta; Diptera; Sciaridae.